AUGGUUUACGCCAAGCCCAGUCAUACUUCUGGUGCUAUGAAACGAUCUGCUUCGGCCCUCGAGGGUCCUCCGGGUUGGGAGGUGACUCCACCUAUGAUGGCCCCCUCUCGAUCUUCUUUCCGUCUACCUUACGCCCACUACGCUAUGAUCUAUCUCGACAGUGAAGGCAAGGUCAAAGUUGAUGAGUCCGCUUCCAUUAAAGAGCAGAAUUCGACUCUUUUCACUCCAGAGGUCCGCCAGAAUUUCGUUGAGAUUCUUGGUGAGAGAGUGAACAUCAAGCCUAGCCGCCGCAAUCUAGACGCAUCUCCUCGCCGGGUUCGUCGCCGCCGAGAUGCGCCUUCUGUUACUGAUUCUCGCUAUGAUGAUGCCUCUGAUGAUGACUGCUCUCCCGGGUCUAAUGAUAUGGUUCCUAUCCGAGUGGGAGAUACUCAAAAGGUCAUGAGCUACUAUGAAAGUGCCCUGAAGCACUUCCAACAACUCAACUGCCGUAUGGUCGCCAAGGCAUUUAUCAAGUUUAUCGAGCCCCGCAAGCAAGUCCGCCACCCUUAUAACGGAGGAAAGCCUCCAGCAGGAUCUGCUCCUGGUGCCACUGGUGAUCCAGAAAAAACCAAGCCAGAGUGGUGGCCCCCAGGUGUCAUGCACAAGGAGCCCGAUCACCUUAGAAAAGAGUACCGCAUCGAGUUACUGCUGCACAUCAUUCGCAAGCUUAGUGGCUAUGGAAUCACUGCCGAUAAGCUGAAGGAAGUCGCUGGCGACACUAAGCGCAGCCUGAAGCACCCAUCUCACGUUGAGAUCAUCUAUGAGAUCCUGCGGGUGAGAAAGAUGGAAGAGCGAUUCGAGCGCGGCGAAGUUGAUGGUAACAUGGUUGUCUUUAUCCAAAAUCGGGGACCUAGCCCCAAGGGUGACGGAGACGAGGAUGAUGAUUCAAACGAUACAGCACCAGAUCUCAUUGAAGACGGCCUCAUGACACCCACAUCAUCCGUCGAGCAGCUUGCACCAUUAUCUACCCCGAUCGAUACCCUGCCACUUUCAAGUCGCUCUCUCCCCACCAGCUUCUCCAUGCCAGAACUCAGCUUCGAUGGCCGACAAGACCGCCCAGCGCCAUACUACAACACUCCGCCACAAUACACAGACUCCUUCUCCCAGCCUAUGCUGAGCACCCCCGUCACAGCAGAGAUGAUCAGUCCCCACGACGUCUCCGUUUUCGAUUACUCUCAAACCCCCUUCCCCACCUCAAGUCCAGAACAGCAGCGACACCCCGGUGCCCACUAUGACCCCUGGGGUACACCUACAUUCCGCCAGAACGUCUUCGGCUCCGUGGACUACGUUACAGCAAGUAGUCAAUCCGUGCCUACAUCUAUGCCAUACCACAUGCCUAUGACAUCAUCCGCUCACCUACAUGACAUGUCUCACCAUGCCCAGUCCCCAAUGGACCCGAUGGCACAAAGGGCUUUGCCCUUCCGCACUGGCUCUCUGGGACAUCCCCAUCCCCAUGGAUUGCCAUUAUCUCACCCUGCCUAG
This is a messenger RNA of Penicillium odoratum, 1521 nucleotides long. RefSeq lists its product as uncharacterized. The coding region runs from base 1 to 1521 and encodes 506 amino acids. NCBI's taxonomy places the organism in Eukaryota, Fungi, Ascomycota, Eurotiomycetes, Eurotiales, Aspergillaceae. The transcript is spliced from 4 exons. The record is from RefSeq and is a predicted model, not a curated record.